Messenger RNA from Pelagomonas calceolata, 2223 nucleotides. The record is from the annotation of a GenBank genome assembly. Lineage: Eukaryota; Pelagophyceae; Pelagomonadales; Pelagomonadaceae.
AUGUCACGCCGCUGCUUGCUAGGCUUGGAUUCCUAGUGUGUUCAGACCGCUAGCUGCACAAAAAGACCCAGCGCCGUAGGAGCGCCGUACAGCUGUGCAGAGGUCAACGCCGACCGCUCAUCAUUUCUACUCAGUGGUACGCUGCGCUUGAGUAGCGUAAAAGCACCGCUCGAGCCACGCAGCAGCUUUGCUCUCACAGUGCAGGCUGCUGCAGCGCUGCAAAACACAGCCUCAGAGAUGGAUAGCGCUGCAAAAACAGCCUCAGAGAUGAAUAAUGACAGUGAAGGAACGGACAGAGCAGCCAUCCUAGCCGCUCGCAAGGAGCGCAAGGCCGCUGCAAAAGCGGCAAAAAAGGACAAGAGUGCGAGGCCGCGGCGCGGCCCGUCGCGCAAGGGCUGCGGCGUGCCGCCGGCCGUCGUCGACGCCAUCGAUGCGCUGGAACUCGCCCCGGUCUCCAUCGAGGUGGCCCCGCAUGCUGCCGCAGCACGAGCAUUCACCGCUGCGACCGCGAAGCACCGACGCACGUUCCAGACGACGAAUAGGGCGACGCAUCAGCUGCAGAUCGAGUCCCUGGCGUCGCUCGUGGAACGGCGCGGCCUGCUCGAGGGUCACCGCGUGGUCGAACUCGGCGCGGGCAAGGGCCUGCUGGGCGGCGUCCUGGCGGCGCUCUCCGACACGAAGGCCGUCGCCCUGGACCGGCGGCGAGCGCCGACGACGACCUACAACGACGCGCACAUCGUGGCCGACGUCGAGAAGUGCGACAUCGAAGCCGUCGUCGGCGCGACGGGCGGCGAGAAGAUCCUGCUCGUGGCCAAGCACUUGUGUGGCAGCGCGUCGGACGCGGCAGUCCGCGCGGCUGUCAAGCUCGGGCCCCGGAGGGCGUCCCUCGUGCUGGCGCCGUGCUGUCACCCGCAGAUCGCCUGGGAGACCUACGCCGGGCGGGCGUGGCUGGAAGGCCACGGCAUUGGCGUGGAGGCCUUCGGGGUCCUGCGCGACGUCGUCCGCGCGACGCGCGCGCCGCGGCCCGAGGACCGGCUUUUUCUCCGGUCCGGCGAUCGCGGCACGCUCGACGCGCGAGAAAGCCGCCGCGUCGGCGUCGUGGCUAGAAGAGCGAUCGAAGAAGGUCGGCGCCGCGCGCUCGUGGACGCGGGAUUUGCGGUUCAGGUGGUGAGGUACGCGCCGUUCGAAGUGACGCCUGACCGGUUUGUACUCAUAGCGGUCGAGGCGCCGACGCCACCGCGGCCGCCCCCGGCCUUCGUCGUCGACGACGCCCCUCUCACGGGCUGCGCGCUCCACACGGACAAGAUUCUAGGUGCGGACUGUGCGCAACGUGUUGCGGAAUACGUCUUGGAGCGCCACGCCUCGGUCGCGACGACGGCAUGGGUGGCGCAUCUCCCGGAGCCUCUGGAUGCCACUGUGCCGGGCGCGUUCGCUGCGGAGCGGUCCUUCCCCGUCGUACUCGUCGGUGGUGAUUCCAGACGCCUCGUCGCCGCGCUCUCGGCGGACGAGGUCUUAUGCCACCGCGCCGAUAUGAUAAUACCCUUCGACCGGCGCGCGUCAUCAGCGGCGGAGGUCGUGGCCGCGCUCUCUACAGAAUCGUCGACGCGCGUCUUUUGUUUGCCGCGGCAGGACGAGAGCGGGGUCAUCGCCGCCGCUACUGACAGAGGCAUAGCUCUGUCGCCGACGCAAUUCGCGACGACGGCGUCAAUUCUGAGGCUCGAUGACGACCAGUGGCUCUUUUCGACGCUCAGCCGAGCCGAGUGGGACCCCAUCGCCUGGCGCGUCGAGCGCAUGGGCACCAAGACGCCGGCGUUCCACCCGUGGGCCCGCGAGGCGGUCGCGCGACUGGUUGGCGAUCCACAAUGCGCCAUCGCCGUGGGUGAUAAUGGAGGGGCUGUCUCCGAGGCCCUCGCCGCGGCCGGCGUGCUCGUCGCCGUCGCGGGCGGGCCUUCACCGGACCUCGUCGUCGCGGCGGGCCCGCGCGAGGAGGCUCUUGAGGCGCUCGAAUCAUUUUGCGAAGCGCGCCAGGCCGACGGGAUCCGCUGCCUGGCCCGCUUACGCUUUGGAGGUCGUAUGCCAAGUAUGGCCGCGGUCGCCCGGUCCUUGCAGGAGGUCUACGACGACGUUGAAAUCGUCCACCUGCUCACGGACGCGAAAGCCGAGCGGACGGUGGUGAUGACGUGGCGGGACACUUGGAGAAACGAAAGCUACGAGCUAGGAUAG